Molecule: messenger RNA, 5043 nt
Organism: Caretta caretta (loggerhead turtle)
Lineage: Eukaryota; Metazoa; Chordata; Testudines; Cheloniidae
Source: RefSeq, a predicted model, not a curated record
UGGGGUGAAACUUGGGGUAUGCAAAACAAAUUAGACUCCUGAAAGGGUACAGUAUUCUGGAAAGGUUGAGAGCCACAGCCCUAGUGGACUGCCUGAGCAGACAUAUUUCUGCAAAUCACAAAUGGAAGUCAUAAUUCAGUUCUCAGUGAUGUCUUGCCCAAUGGGAAAUGGCAGCCUGGGACCUUUUUGCCUCGUGGGAGAACAGGAAACUUCCUUAGUACUAUUCAGAGCAGCCCUGGGCAAGGGCUUGAUGGGAGAUACCCUCCGGUGUUAUGGAAGAAUCACCUGGUAUAUGCCUUCCUUCCCACCCCAUUGGUAUCGCAAGUUCUACGCAAGAUCCACCAAAACAGAUCUUGAGUUCCUCUGAUUGCACCCAACUGGCUGACACAGUUCUGGUUUACAGAUCCGCUGAAGCCCUCAGUUCACCCACCCAUGAACAUCCCCACAUUGCCGCAUCUUCUAACGCAGCACAAGGGCAGAUUCACCGCCCCAAUCUGGGACUGCUGCACCUCAGGGCCUGGUACUUGAUUGGGCAUCAGAAAGAGAUCACUCAUUCUAAAAGGGUGCAAUCCAUGCUUAACCCAGGUAGAAAAGACUCUACAAGAUGCCGUUACUUAGCAAAAUGGAAGUUUCUUUCCUCUUGGGCUCACCAGCGCAGCUUGUCUCCAGAAUCUGCUGUUAUCCCUGCUAUCUUAGAGCAUCUAUUUACCCUUGAGUCUUUGGGUCUCAUGCUCAGUUCCCUGCGAGUGCAUUUAGCAGCGAUCAGUUCUUAUUGUAUGCAAUAUUUACUCAUCCUGUUUCAACUAGAUUUCUGAUGGGGAUUCUCAGAUCCUUGCCACCAUUGGUGAAGUUCGUACCUCACCAAUUUUAUUGUCACUCACCAAUCCCCCUUUUGAGCCUCCAGCCACAUGCAUCUGUCUGUGAAAGGGGCAUUUCUACUAGCCGUAAUGUCAGCCAGAAGAGUCAGACUCACCAUAUGCUACCUUCUGUAAAGAAAAGGUCUCGUUAUGACCACACCUUAGAUUCAUUCCUAAAUUAGUUUCUGAGUUUUAUAUAAGUCAGGUAAUCCAUUUACCAGGUUUUUUUUCCCCAAAACUUCAUACCUCAGAUGAAGAGAGAUGGUUGCAUUCCCUAGACAUCUGAAGGGCUUUGACCUUUUAUCUGCAAGUAACGUUAAGAGAUACCCCUAAGCUAUUUGUUUCCAUAGCAGAGGUCCGGGGUCAAGCUGUAUUGACGCAGAGAAUUUCAGAAUGGAUCUUUGGUUGUAUUACCCUUUGAUACUGUCACAUUCCAGGGUGCAAUCCAGACCAGUGAGGGGUCGUCACCACUUGCCCUGCAGCUUUGGUGCCUCACAAUGCUUUGCUGUUGUAACUUCCAAGUGGGCCACUCACAAACAGGCAAACUGCAUGCAGAUCAUGCCUUCAAUGUCUGUGUAUAGCUACAGCCCUGGCCCAGAAGCUCUGACCCCAGUGCCCUAUCAACAACACAUCAGCCACUCUCUGGCUUCCAGGAGCCUUGGUUACUACUGCAGGAUGACCCCAACACACAGCCAGUCCCAACAUUUCCCCAAAACAUAUGUUCUGUACUGUCCAGCCCUCUACUGGACAGUGCAGAUAUUAAAGUUCUGUUGCUCCUGUAAGGGGUCAAUAUACAACAGUUUGCUACUUUAAUUGGAGUUACCUAAACAAUUCAGUUUAGUCAAAACUAAUCCAAUGCUGCGUUUAAAGAAUAAAACAAGUAAAUCUAACUACAAAGAGAGAGAUUUUAAGUGAGUACAAGUACAAGUCAGAAAUGGUUACAAGAGAAAUAAAGAUAAAACACUUUGUAGUGACUAAAAUAUAACAAACCAGAUUUGGUUCAAGGUAAAAUCCUUAUCACAUACUCCCAGCAACAGGGCUGACCAAAUUCUCAGAUCAGAACCCCUCCCAAAGUCCAAAGGCUGGUUCCUUUGUCAUUUUAGGUGAAAGAGAGAUAGGGAGAGAAAGAAAGAAUUUCUGGGGUGUUUUUGUCUCUAGCUUUUAUAGUCCAGUCACCCUUUGAAAUGCAUUUUCCUGAGGGUUACCCCUAGAUAAAUUUCCUUCCCGCCGAGAGUAUGGAGACAUGGAUUCUUGUGGUGAAAGAAGUUCCACAGGGUUGCUUGCUAAAAUGCAGGUUGAUCUGUCGCUGCCCCCCUUCGCUGCCAUAGAAUGGCCACUUGACCAGUGAUUGCCAAUCAGCUAUGAGGACACCUGGCUAGAGGCAUUAGCUUGUCCUUUGUCUCUGAAAAACAGGUUUACCCCCUCCCCAAACUUGUCUGAUAAACACAUCUCAGUCAUAAUUUUAGCUUGUGUUCAUAAGUUCACAUAUAACAUUGCUACACACAUUUCACCAUGAUAUUAUUGACCACUGAGUUGUUAGUUUUCAAAUGAUACUUCACAUGGCAUAUUUUAUACAAAGAUUAUUACAAUCGUAUGCAGAGUGUGAAUAAAGGGAUGCAUUGAGUCACAGUUACCAACUAGCUCAUAUUCCCCCUCCAGAGGGGAUGAAGGUUCAUUCCACUAGAGAGUAAGCUACUUCGGCCUCAUAACUGAGAGAUGUACCUCUCCUAGAGAUAUGUAGAGCAGCUAUUUGGAACUCUCUUCAUGCCUCUAUGAGACAUUAAGCUCUGAUCCAGUUGUCAACUGUGGAUACAGCUGUGGGGACAGCAGUACUUCAUUUAGUUAUCACUUCUGCAUCCUUGCACCAACUUGCAGUCUGACUACUGUUUGUUAAUCUCCCACGUGUGGAAUACACAUAGGGACAAUCACUUGAAGAAGAAAUAGAGGUUACUUAGCCUGUAACUGGAGAUUCUUCGAGAUGUGUGCUCCCUAGCUAUACUCCACUACCUGCUCUCUGCUGCGGACUGUUUUAACUGAGGUAAGAAUAAGAAACUGGAGCGGCAUUAGCCCUCACUAUCUUUUAUGCCCUCAGUUCAGAGCACAAGGAGAGCAAUGGCACACAUAAAGGCCAAAGGACACUGCUUGAAAAUAAAAAAAUCUGGAUGCAGGUACAUGCAUGUCCCACAUGUGGAAUAUCAAGAUAGGGACCACAUCCCUCAAAGAACCUCCAGUUACAGGUAAGUAAUACCCAUUUAUUAUAGCAUCAGGAAUAUCCAAAUGAAAGAGGUGAGACUGUGUUGUCUUAGCCCUGGUCUACACUAGGACUUUAGGUCGAAUUUAGCAGCGUUAAAUCGAUUUAAACCUGCACCCGUCCACACAAUGAAGCCCUUUAUUUCGACUUAAAGGGCUCUUAAAAUCGAUUUCCUUACUCCACCCCUGACAAGUGGAUUAGUGCUUAAAUCGAUGUUGCCGGCUCGAAUUUGGGGUACUGUGGACACAAUUCGAUGGUAUUGGCCUCCGGGAGCUAUCCCAGAGUGCUCCAUUAUGACCGCUCUGGACAGCACUCUCAACUCAGAUGCACUGGCCAGGUAGACAGGAAAAGAACCGCGAACUUUUGAAUCUCAUUUCCUGUUUGGCCAGCGUGGCAAGCUGCAGGUGACCAUGCAGAGCUCAUCAGCACAGGUGACCAUGAUGGAGUCCCAGAAUCGCAAAAGAGCUCCAGCAUGGACCGAACGGGAGGUACGGGAUCUGAUCGCUGUUUGGGGAGAGGAAUCCGUGCUAUCAGAACUCCGUUCCAGUUUUCGAAAUGCCAAAACCUUUCUGAAAAUCUCCCAGGGCAUGAAGGACAGAGGCCAUAACAGGGACCCGAAGCAGUGCCGCGUGAAACUGAAGGAGCUGAGGCAAGCCUACCAGAAAACCAGAGAGGCGAACAGCCGCUCUGGGUCAGAGCCCCAAACAUGCCGCUUCUAUGAUGAGCUGCAUGCCAUUUUAGGGGGUUCAGCCACCACUACCCCAGCCGUGUUGUUUGACUCCUUCAAUGGAGAUGGAGGCAAUACGGAAGUAGGUUUUGGGGACGAAGAAGAUGAUGAUGAGGAGGUUGUAGAUAGCUCACAGCAAGCAAGCGGAGAAAACGGUUUUCCCGACAGCCAGGAACUGUUUCUCACCCUAGACCUGGAGCCAGUACCCCCCGAACCCACCCAAGGCUGCCUCCUGGACUCAGCAGGCGGAGAAGGGACCUCUGCUGCAUGUGUUUCAAUGAUCACAGGAUCUUCUCCUUCCCAGAGGCUAGUGAAGCUUAGAAAGAAAAAAAAACGCACUCGCGAUGAAAUGUUCUCCGAGCUCAUGCUGUCCUCCUACACUGACAGAGCACAGACAAAUGCGUGGAGGCAAAUAAUGUCAGAGUGCAGGAAAGCACAAAAUGACCAGGAGGAGAGGUGGAGGGCUGAAGAGAGUAAGUGGUGGGCUGAAGACAGGGCUGAAGCUCAAAGGUGGCGGCAGCGUGAUGAGAGGAGGCAGGAUUCAAUGCUGAGGCUGCUGGAGGACCAAACCAGUAUGCUCCAGUGUAUGGUUGAGCUGCAGCAAAGGCAGCUGGAGCACAGACUGCCACUGCAGCCCCUCUGUAACCAACCGCCCUCCUCCCCAAGUUCCAUAGCCUCCACACCCAGAUGCCCAAGAACGCGGUGGGGGGGCCUCCGCCAACCAGCCACUCCACCACAGAGGAUUGCCCAAAAAAAAGAAGGCUGUCAUUCAAUAAAUUUUAAAGUUGUAAACUUUUAAAGUGCUGUGCUUAAAGUGCUGUGUGGCAUUUUCCUUCCCUCCUCCACCACCCCUCCUGGGAUACCUUGGUAGUCAUCCCCCUAUUUGUGUGAUGAAUGAAUAACGAAUGCAUGACUGUGAAGCAGCAAUGACUUUAUUGGCUCUGCAAGCAAUGAUUAAAGGGAGGAGGGGAGGGUGGUUAGCUUACAGGGAAGUAGAGUGAACCAAGGGGCGGGGGGGUUCAUCAAGGAGAAACAAACAGAACUUUCACACCGUAGCCUGGCCAGUCAUGAAACUGGUUUUCAAAGCUUCUCUGAUGCGUACCGCGCCCUCCUGUGCUCUUCUAACCGCCCUGGUGUCUGGCUGCGCGUAACCAGCAGCUAGGCGAUUUGCCUCAACCUCCCACCCCGCCAUAAACGUCUCCCCCUUA